AUGGACUCGGAAACAUUUGAAGAGCUUUUGGGCAUCGUGGCGCCAUUAAUAGCAAAACAAAAUACAUGUAUGCGAGAUGCAAUAACACCCAACAUGCGCUUAUCAUCAACAUUAAGGUAUUUGGCGACUGGAGAAAAGUUUGAAGAUCUGAAGUUUUUAACUGUAAUUUCUCCACGAUCCCUGGGAGUGAUUGUUAUAGAAACUUGUGAGGCUAUUAUUUCAUGUCUUUCAAAUGCUAUUAAGGUGCCGCAGUCUGAAAUUGAAUGGAAAGCUAUAGCCGAUGGAUUUGAAGAAAUUUGGAACUUCCCAAAUUGCCUUGGAGCGAUCGAUGGCAAACAUAUUGCCAUCAAAAGACCACCCAACUCUGGCGCACUAUACUACAAUUAUAAAAAAUUUUAUAGCAUUGUUCUCAUGGCUACUGUGAAUGCAAACUAUGAGUUCAUAGUAGCGGAUGUUGGCACAAAUGGUCGUGUAUCAGAUGGUGGUGUCAUAAAAAAUACGGAAUUUGGGAAAGCUAUCUACAACAAAACUUUACCACUACCUGGUCCAUCGCAGUUGCCGAAAAGCGAUAAAGUACUGCCGUACGUUUUUGUUGCUGACAAUGCUUUCCAAAUGCAGGGACAUUUAAUUAAACCAUAUCCUGGGACAAACCUAACAAACACACAAAGAAUUUUCAACUAUAGAUUAAGUAGAGCACGCAGAAUUGUUGAGAAUGUUUUUGGAAUUUUAGUGUCACGAUUCGGAGUUCUACAAACGACUAUUCAGUUGGCCCCAGAAAAGGCUCAAAUAAUAGUGCUGGCUUGCUGCUAUUUGCACAAUUUUUUACGUAAGAAAAAGUCGUAUUCAUUCAGCCACUUAAUUGACCAAGAAGAUGAAAACUCUGGAAGUAUAGCUCAAGGAGCAUGGCGAAGGGAAUCACAUCUUAAUGUAUUGGAAAGUGCACAUUUAAGAAACUCUUCGAACAAAGCGAAAGAAAUUCGGAACAAUUUUGCAGAGUACUUUAUAAAUGAAGGAGCUGUUUCCUGGCAACAAAAGUACUUACGUUAA
Messenger RNA from Anastrepha obliqua, 1047 nucleotides. Its product is annotated as putative nuclease HARBI1. The coding region runs from base 1 to 1047 and encodes 348 amino acids. Lineage: Eukaryota; Metazoa; Arthropoda; Insecta; Diptera; Tephritidae. The transcript is spliced from 2 exons. The record is from RefSeq and is a predicted model, not a curated record.